AUGCAGGAACCCGAAUACAAUGUACCUCGGCCGUUUGCCAGGCACUUCGACGCUACAGUGUGCAAUCUGUUUCCAGAUGUCGACAAGAAAAGUUUUAAAGUUCUUGACGUGGCGGCUGGAACAGGACUGUUGGGUUUAGAAUUAAACAAACUUGGAUAUACUUAUAUUGACGCCCUUGACAUGUCACAAGAAAUGCUAAACAGAGCUAAAAACAAGAAAGUUUACACCAAACUCAUCUGCACUGCCGUAAAUGAUCAGCAGAUAAACGGUAUCGAGACCGCGGAGUAUGAUGCAUUGACAUGCAGCUCUGCAGUAUGUGCUGGGCAAGUUCAACCUAGUGCUUUUAGCGAGAUGCUAAUGAUGGUGAAGCCUGGUAAGGAAGGAUAAAGAUUCCUCCCCAUUCCUCCGCUCGUUCUUUGUAGCUUCUCUACAUCUUAAAUAGGUGAUGUGAUCCCAGUGUGUGGCGAGGAUUUUUAUCUAAAGAAACUGUGGUGCUGCGUCGGUGGUGGAUUAUAACAAGAUAAGUUCGUUUAUCAACUGAGUAAACCAUAUAAAUUGGACACCGUAAAAGAGUUUCUAAGGUGGCGUUCCGAGCGUUGGCCCUUCCUUUUCGCUCUGACGAAGGGCCAACGCUCGUAAUGUCAACUUAGAAACUCUUAACGGUGUCCGAUUUAUAUUAUCAACUCAAUUGAUUAAAAAAAAUUAUCUUGCCUACCCUACUGUUUAAUCAACACCCACGCUGUGGUUUAUCAAAGGCAAUCUUUUCCAUGUCGUGUAGAUUUUUCGGGUGCGCGCGUUUUCGAAUUAGGACGUUCGUUUGACUAUUGUCUUUAGAAAAGAUGAGGGAAAGAGGCUUCCUAACUCCCCUUAGCCACGCCCCUUGGUCCAGUCGAACCAAUCAACACGGCAACAAUGGAGUUGCAAGAAAACGACAUCUCUAAUACCCAGCUGUUUUCGGCGAAAUAACUUUUUGUAACGUUUUGCAGGUGGCUUAUUGUGCUUCAAUAUAAGCUUCUUGGAAGAGAGGAAUUACAUACAAAAGUUUAAAGAGCUGGAAGAAGCUGGACGAUGGAGGCUUUUAAACAAGGGAAAGAUUCCUUUUCUACUAGAGAAACAAUUAGAGGAGUGCUAUUUAUACAUUUAUAAACGCCAGUAAAUAAGUUCUCUAUUGAUACCCUGCGUAGCAAGGGAAUUAAUAAGGUAUCAGUAGGGUAUUUAGCUUAAAUGGAGGCCUGAGUUUUACCAUAAUUUGCAAUCAAUGUCAUUU
This is a messenger RNA of Pocillopora meandrina, 1267 nucleotides long. Lineage: Eukaryota; Metazoa; Cnidaria; Anthozoa; Scleractinia; Pocilloporidae. The record is from the annotation of a GenBank genome assembly.